Messenger RNA from Colius striatus (speckled mousebird), 4387 nucleotides. RefSeq names its product capping protein regulator and myosin 1 linker 2 (gene CARMIL2). Gene Ontology annotation, cellular component: plasma membrane; lamellipodium. The record is from RefSeq and is a predicted model, not a curated record. The transcript has 39 exons. NCBI's taxonomy places the organism in Eukaryota, Metazoa, Chordata, Aves, Coliiformes, Coliidae. The coding region runs from base 1 to 4377 and encodes 1458 amino acids. Gene Ontology annotation, molecular function: protein binding. Gene Ontology annotation, biological process: regulation of Arp2/3 complex-mediated actin nucleation; cell migration.
AUGGCCGCGCCUGCCGCGGGGAUCCCGGCCGAGCUGCGAGAGGGCAUCACCACCCUCCUGGGGACAAAGAAGGUUCUCCUAGUGCUCAGCAUCCAGCUGCAGGUGAAGUCCAAGUACGAUGACUAUAUCUUGGUACUGACCCCCUGGAGAGCCUACGUGCUGCCCAUGGUGCUGCCCGUGAGGGUUCACAGCAGCUUCAGCUUCCUGGAGGUGAAGGAGAUGACAGUGAGAGAGCCCAGCUUGGUUGUCAUAGAAACGGAUGCAGCAUCUUACGCCUUCCGGUUCAUGUCCUUCGAUGAUCUGGAGCAAGUUGUCAUCCAUGUCACUGUGUCACUUAAGAAGGUCUUUCCAGACUCAUCCCCUGGGACACUGCUCAAGAAUUCCCCCCCCAACCUGUACGAGAGGAUCCGGCAGGUCACGGACUCGCUGGAGGAAACGCUGCAGAGCAGCCCUGGCCCCUGUGGGGGGUUCUCAGAGACCUACGCUGCUCUAUGUGACUACAAUGGCUUUGCCUUCCGUGAGGAGAUCCAGUGGGAUGUGGACAACAUCUACCACAGCCAGGACUGCAGGGAGUUCAACCUGCUGGACUUCAGCCACCUGGAGAGCAGAGACAUGGCACUGAGUGUUGCUGCCUUGUCCUUCAACCUCUGGUUCACCAAGCUCUCCUGCAAGGACUUCAGGCUGAACCAGGAGAUUUCAGAGCAGCUGCUCUACAUGCUCAGCAAAUCCGUGACACUGGAGGAGCUGGUGCUGGAAAACUGUGGGUUGAAAGGUGACUUUGUACAGAGGAUGGCCCAGGCUCUCAGCAACCACCCUGACUCUGCCCUGCACACCAUCAACCUUGCUGGCAACCAGCUGGAGGACAGAGGGAUCGUUGCCUUCAGCCACCACCUGGAGAAGAGCCCUAAGGGCCUGCAGAGCCUCAGCUUGGCCAGGACCAUGCUCACUGCCAAAGGGAUGAGCACAUUAUGCAAAGCCCUCACAGACAACAAAGCCAUUGGAUCCUCCCUGCAGCACUUGGACCUCUCUGGGAACCCCAGCAGCCUGGCAGGGGACGAUGUCAGCAACCUGCAGAGCCUCCUCCGCCAGUGCCGCUCGCUCUCCCACCUCAGCCUGGCUGGCACAGACUGCCCCUUGGAUGCUCUCUUUGGAGCCCUGGUCCACGGGUGCCACCUCAGCCUGGUGCAUCUGGAUCUCUCCAGGAACGUGUAUUCCCACAGGAGGGUGAAAACCAUCUCCCCUGAUGUCAAGGAGUUCUUCAGCCAGGCCUGUGCUCUCCAGCACGUCUCCCUGGCAGGUACCAAACUGCCAGCAGAGGCUGUGAGGGCUCUGCUGCAAGGGCUGGCAGACAACAGCCACAUCAGUGACCUGCACCUGGAUCUCAGCAGCUGCGAGCUCAGAUCAGCAGGAGCCCAAGUCAUCCAGGACCUGAUCCCCGACGCCGGCUCCGUCAGCGCGCUGGACUUGGCUGACAACGGCUUUGACCCUGACAUGGUCACCCUGGUGCUCUCCAUCGGCCGAAGCAAAUCCAUCCGGCACGUCUCCUUGGGGAAGAACUUCAACAUCAAAUCCAAGGAAGGGCUGCUGGAUGUCCUGCACCGCAUUGUCCAGCUCACCCAGGAGGAUGACUGUCCUCUGCAGUCCCUAUCUGUGGCAGAAUCACGCCUCAAGCUGGGAACCAACGUGCUGCUGAGUGCCCUGGGCAGCAACACCAGCCUCGUCGCUCUGGACAUCAGCGGCAACGCCAUGGGGGACACGGGGGCCAAGAUGCUAGCCAAGGCCCUGCAGAUCAACACCAAGCUCAGGACUGUGGUUUGGGACAGGAACAACACAACAGCCCACGGGCUCCUGGAGGUGGCUCAGGCUUUGGAGAGGAAUUACACCCUCAAGUCGAUGCCUCUGCCGCUGAGCGACGUGGCGCAGGCGCAGCGCAGCCACCCGCAGACCACCGAGGCAGCCGUGCACAAGCUCCAGGCCUGCCUGGCGAGGAACCAGCUGCGGCGCACGCUGCCCGCACAGACCUUCCGCCUGCAGCAGGGCAUCCUCACCACCUCUUCGGAGCAGGUGGUGAAUGAGAUCUGCCUGAGUGUGCAGAAGCACAUCGAGGUGCUGAGCACGUGGCCGGGCCGGGAGCUGGAGCUGGACAUCCUCGGGGCAGAGGAGGCUGUGAGGAACGCCAACCUCUCCGUCAGCAUCCUGCCCCUCCUGUAUGAAGCUGGGAACAGCCCGUACCAGAAUGGGAAGCUGCAGCACAAGCUGGAGUCACUCACUGAGGAGGUGUCACAGAGCUGCAGCAGGGAGAUCCAGGGGAUCAUGCAGGCAGUGCUGGACACAGCACACAGCCUCUGCCCAGCCCUGCUGCAGAAGAGCAGCGUCAGGGACCAGCUGCUCACUGCCAUGUCAGAGCACAUCUACUUCCAGGACCACCUCAACCUCAGUGCUGUCCUGGACCAGAUGGUCACCGAUGUCUUCAGCAAGCUGAAUGAAAUCAAGCUGUCCAUUACAGCUGCUGUGGCUGACUGCAUUGUGGAUGCUGUGCUGGGAGACCUGACCAUGGCCCAGUGCAACCUGGCGGAGAUCCUGUCCAAGCAGGGGCUCGACCUGCCGGCGCUGCCGCCGGAGCCGCCUGAGGACGAUGCCGCGGCGCCCAGGGGCCGGGAUCCCGCGGAGCUGGCGCUGGAGGAGUGCAAGAUGGCCCUGCGGAGGAAGAACAAGCAUUUCAGGAGCAUUCGUCCCACGCCGACCGUGAGAAGUGUGUCGGAGCCGGGUCCGGCUGCGGGCAGGGUGUCCGGCGGGCUGGGAGCGCCGCGGUCGCCCGGCCCCACCGCGCCGCCGCCGCGUCCCGCCGCCACAAAGGAUGCGGAGCCGGCGAGCGCCGAGCUCCCCGCCGCCGGAGCCCUCAUGGACCUGCCGACCGCCGGCGAGAAGCUGGAGCACUGCACCAAAGCCAGGCCCCGGCCCAACCGCCGGCACAAGCAGCCGCCCAGCAAGCCCAAUGUCCAGCCUGUGUCCUGUGAGAACAGUGAGGACAGGAGCAUCACCCGUGUGGAUGAAGGGCUGGAGGACUUCUUUGCCAAGAGGCUCAUCACAGAGGAGCUGCCCCCCACGGCUGCAGAGCCCUGUGUGGGCCCAGCCCCUCUGGCGCCCUCCGGCUCCCGCACCCUCAAGAAGAAAAUCGGGAUCUUUUUUGCCUUCAAGAAACCCAAAUCGCUGCGGGGCUCGAGGUGUGAGAAGGAGCCCGAGGGCGGCCCCGCUGCCGCCAGGAGCAGGCGCUCCAUGCUCAGCGACAUCCUGCGAGCCCCCAGCAGGGCGGGCGAGGCGAGCAAGCCGCUGAGUAAAUCAGAGGAGGGGGGGCUCGCCGCUGAGCCCCCCGCAGAGCCCGAGCACUGCCGCACCCCCGACUCUGCCCGCAGGAUCCGGCCCAAGUACUCGCGGGAGGGCAAGUCCCAGUCGCUCAUUCUGCUGCCCGGGGAGGAUGAGGAUGCGCUGGGGGUCAGGCAGGACAAGAAGAGGCAGCUGGAGAAGAGCGAGGGGGAGCUGGCGGGGUCCCUGGAGCAGCGUGUGCAGGUGAUGCUGCACCGCAUCGGCGUGGCCAAGGGCCCGGCCCCCGGCGCCAGGAAGCAGCAGAGCAAAGACAGCGAGAUCAAGAAAGCCGGCUCAGAUGGGGACAUCGUGGACAGCUCUGUGGACUCCCCCCCUUCCCUGAAGGCCCGCACGCACUCCGUGUCCACAGACGCGCCGUCCCGCAGCCCCGCGGAGCCCCGGCCGGGCUGGAGAGCCCCGGGCAGGCAGCCGCCCGCCGAGCCGCAGGGCUCCGAGCAGCCGCCCCGCUCCUGCCUCCCGGGGGAGCCUGCGGGCCGCGAGGGCUGGAGCAGCAGCCUGCCCCGGCCGGGGAGGAGCCCGGCAGCCGCCGUGCCGCGGAGGGUGAGCCACGGCGGGGAGGCGGGCGCCGGCAGCCCCCUGCCCCUCCUGCCAGACGCCCAAGAGCCCCGGCUGACACCGUGGCUGGCAGCCCCACGGGCCACCGGCCGCCGAGCUUUGUCCGUGCACGAGGAGCAGCUCAGGGACCCCGAGUGCCCCGAGGAGCUGGGAACGGGCACCGUGCCCCUGCGCCUGCGGCGCUCGCCCGUGCUGCGGCGGAGGACGAAGCACGACUCGCUCCCGGAGCCCGAGGGCGAGCUCGGCCCCUCCCCGGCUGCCGCAGGUGAGACGCGGCGCUGCCCCAUCCCGCGCCCCGGCUCGGAGGGUCCCGCCGCGCCGCCCACCGCAGCCUGCUGCGUGUCCCCCGCCGCAGCCCCGGCACGGACUGUAGCGAACGCACAAGCCUCAGCAGACCAAAGAGGGCCGGGCCGGGGGGAGGCAGCGCCGGGGCCCUGAAGCCCCCUCC